Molecule: messenger RNA, 2448 nt
Organism: Pygocentrus nattereri (red-bellied piranha)
Lineage: Eukaryota; Metazoa; Chordata; Actinopteri; Characiformes; Serrasalmidae
Gene: mkks
Product: McKusick-Kaufman syndrome
Exons: 4
Coding region: 705-2399 (564 amino acids)
Biological process (GO): intracellular transport; chaperone-mediated protein complex assembly; developmental process
Cellular component (GO): kinociliary basal body; nucleus; cytoplasm
Molecular function (GO): ATP binding
Source: RefSeq, a predicted model, not a curated record
UUUAAACGGCUAAUAGCGAAGUUAAAAUAGUUUCCAGCCAUUAGUUCAGGCGGCUUGCUUUAAUUUUUGGAAAGGAGAAGGAUGUAUUUUCUUUUAAAAACAACAACAAAACAGAAAACCAUACCUGUAUUUAUUUCCUUUUUUCUACAGUAGUAACGGAUUUGGGCGGUACCAGACGCAAGGUUACUGGGUACUGAGUGCUGAUUGGUUAGCAUUGCUGUUUUCCGAAGCUGAUUGGUUGGUGAGCUUUUCAGCUCAUUGACUGAGUUCGCGCUCAGUGAGGUCAUGAUCUGGGUUUCAGGAGCACUCGAAAUAAUCCAGGCAGUGUAAAAAUGUCUCAGGCUGUUCUGUGUUCAGGCAAUUAAAUGAUUUGUAUAUCAAACGUAUACGCAUUUUGCUCAAUGUGUGAUGUACAAAUCCAUCCGAUUUCUUAUUUUUGGACUCGCUGAGGAGCGCCCUGUAAGUGUUUGACAAACGCCAGUAACAGUAUAGAGUGAAGCCUCUCCUCACUGCAUGUUCUCUGGCUGCUGCUCCAAUCGGCGUGCGUAAAGCUCUAUAGCGGACAAAGCUGAAGCUGGACCGGAGGCCACUUUUUUCUACUGAACUCCCGACCUGGAAAAAAACGCCUCAGACUGUGAACCUUUUGUCGGAAAAGGGCAAGUUGGAUUACAAUUGUCCAUGUAGGCCGGCGGUGUGGUAAAGCAAUGUCUCGUGUUUGUAAGAAAAGGCCCUCUCUCUGCACGGAUGAGCCUCUGGCUCAAACCGAAGUCCUUCAGAAGUUGUCAUUACUGCGGCACAUGCUCUCCUCCUGCUACGGCCCGUUUGGCAGGCUGAAACAAAUUCACAACAACGUGGGAGGACACGUUCUGACCACCUCUACCUCAUCAGUGUUGCUCAAAGCUCUCACGUUCUCUGAGCCACUGCUUAAACUGAUGGCCACAUUCGUUACUAACCACAUAUCGCGUUUCGGUGACUGCGGUUUGUUCACAGGCAUCUUCUGUAUUGGUCUCAUUGAAAACGCCGAGAAAUUGAACCUCGGGGCUGCAGCAGCAAGCCGAGUGUACAAGCAGCUGUUGAAAGAAUCUGUACGCUAUCUUACUUCAGAUUGUUGUGGCUGCAAGGUUGAGGUCGACUUCAGCAGUAUUCAUUCACUUAUGGCUCUAGCCCACAGUGUGAUCACAAGCAAAAGGGCAUGCAUGCUGACCCCUGAUGAGGCUCAGCAUAUCAUUUCAAUCACUGUGCAGGCCUUCCUUCAGUCUGUUCCAUGUGAUUCAUCCGGCAGAACUUGCUUUGGCAGGACAGUGACCGUGCCUUUACAAGGUCAGCCAGUGAGAGACUCUGCAGUUUUCUCAGGACUGUUAGUGGAAGUAUCUAUGCAACAGUCUGAAGAGUUGCAGAGGCUGAGGCCUGGUCCCUAUAAAAUUGUGUUAUUCAGCACAUCUCUGUCUGGUGAUCUCUCUGAAAUUGGAGAGGCAAAGUUGAAGAUGCACACAGAAGUGAAUCCAGAGGGGGCUCUUUUGGACCAGCUGCUGCUGCUUGGAGAGCAGGCAGUCAGGGAUGGUGUGGGUCUGUUUGCAUGUCAAAAAGUGAUUCACCCAGUCCUGCAGCAUUACUUGAGGGAACAUGGGCUGGUGGUAAUCGAGAGGCUUGGAGCUGCGCUCAUGGAGCCUUUUGUCCAAAUGACGGGUGCCAUUAUGGUAGAAUCUCUCUACUCUCCAGUCCUGGACAAAGCAUAUGGGCAGGUGGGAGGACUCCAUGUCUAUCGCAGAGGAUCUAAAGAGCUGCUCCAGCUUCUUCCUUCUGGAGAGCCAGCUGUGAGCACCUUGCUGCUCUGCCACAGAAAUGAAACCAUGUUAGAUGAGUUAAAGGUGACAUGUCAGAGGGCAGAGCACAUACUGAGACUAACUCUGAAGGAGCCUUAUGCAUUAUUAGGAGGAGGCUGUACAGAGACAAUGCUGUCUGCUUAUAUCAGAUACAUGAGCCAGUCAAAGGCCUUCCAAGCAGCCACAGCUCUAAACUGCUCACAUUCUCAGUUCCUGCUUGGUACAGAGGCAUUCUGCUGCUCUCUGCAGUCUAUGGCAUCAUCUCUGAACCAUGGUGGCCAGCACUGUCUCAUGGACUUGACCCAUGCUCAUCACUGGGUCACAGCAGUGGACAUGGACUCCCAAACCAGUGCCUUGCUCUCUUGCAGCUGUGGCCUGAUGAAGGACAGGCCAGGUCUGGGGAAGACCUAUGUAAAUACAGAGUAUCGUUCCUUCUUUCCAGCACUUAUUGAGAAAUCUGAUUGUCAACCAAGAUUGCUGGACUCAUUCACUGCCAAGCUUAGUGCACUGAAUGUUGCAGUAGAGAUGGCCUGUCUUGUGCUGGAUGUGAAAUACACUAUCAAAGAUGUGAAUUAAUUUUAUAUUUAAAGUUCUGUGACACAAUUAAAAUGAUUGAUUACAAUGA